Messenger RNA from Metarhizium album ARSEF 1941, 951 nucleotides. Its product is annotated as Cutinase. The record is from RefSeq and is a predicted model, not a curated record. The transcript has 4 exons. Gene Ontology annotation, molecular function: hydrolase activity. Lineage: Eukaryota; Fungi; Ascomycota; Sordariomycetes; Hypocreales; Clavicipitaceae. The coding region runs from base 1 to 951 and encodes 316 amino acids.
AUGAAGCACCUCCUCGCCCCCGUCGCCCUGCUCGCUGCCCGCGCAACAUUCCCCGACGCCGAGGCUGGCGACGAUGUCAAGGGCUGCGCCCAAGGUCUAUACAUGAUCACUGUCCGUGGUACUGGCGAGGAGCAAGGCAUUGGUGUUUUUGGCAGCUUGAUUGGAAGGGAGGUUGCCAAGCAGAUCAAGGGCAGCAAGGUGGUUGCUCUUGAAUACCCUGCCACCCUUGCGGAUCCCCUAUAUCCUUACUCCGUCGGCAAUGGCACCAAGGACCUGACUGAGCUCCUCCAAGAGCACCAAACCAGCUGUCCCGACGGCAAGGUUGCCAUUCUAGGUUACUCCCAGGGUGCCCAAGUCACCUUGGAUACGCUUUGCGGAACCGACGAGGUUGGCUUUCAGGCCACCGCCCCAAUCCCUUCCGACGCCGUUAAAAACGUCGUUGCCAUCACCGUGUUUGGUGACCCAACCCACAUUGCCAACGUCUCUUAUGACAGAGGCACGAGCAAAAAUAACGGCCUCUUCCCGCGCAAAAAUAGCGCCAAUUGCGAGAAAUACGCCAGCAAGAUGGCCUCAUGGUGUGACACGGGCGAUGUCUACUGUGACCUGGGAGACGACAGGGCUGUCCACGGCCAGUACAUCGAAAAGUACGGCCGCGAAAUCAUCCAGUUCAUAGUUGACAAGUACAAGGGCAAGAGCGGAGACAACUCAACCAGUGUAACAACCGGCGUCCCUACCGGCGCCCCUACCGGCGGUAUUUCACCGGGCGUCAACUCAACGGCCACGACUGCUAAGCCCACCAACUCCGGCACCCCCUCUGGUGGCGGUGCUGCUACCUCGCCGCCAGCGCCCGUCCCUCAGGGAGCUGCCGCCGGUCUGGACAUGGCUAGCAAGGGCCUUUACGUUGCCUUGCCGUUGGCUCUCGUGGCCAUGUUUCAAAUGCUCAAGCUAUAG